Messenger RNA from Columba livia (rock pigeon), 5740 nucleotides. RefSeq names its product steroid sulfatase. The transcript has 15 exons. NCBI's taxonomy places the organism in Eukaryota, Metazoa, Chordata, Aves, Columbiformes, Columbidae. Gene Ontology annotation, molecular function: arylsulfatase activity. The record is from RefSeq and is a predicted model, not a curated record. Bases 1316 to 3070 code for a protein of 584 amino acids.
CCCGCUUCUCUGACCCCGGGAGGCGCCUCAGCUGAGAGGCGGCGCGUCGAGGCGGGGAGGGGGCUGCUCGCCGCCCGCUACGGGCCAUUUGCAGACCGCACGGACCGGCCGAGCCUCACUGUGCAGCGGGACUGGCCAGGCCAAGGCGGGGGCCGGGCCGUGGCAAGGGAGAGAAGUGAAGGCUACACACCCAGCAGGAGCCCGUCCAUGUCAAAGAUCAGGUAACGCGCCGUUGGGCAUCAAAGUCUUUGAAAUACCAGUUGCAGAAGCAAACAAGAAAAAAGCCAUGUCAGGCUCUCAAGGUGACAUGCUGGCUUGAAGACUUGUCCUACUUUGCCCUUCUGUGUGCAGGCAGUGGUUAGUUGUGGCUUCGCAUAAAGGCAGUCCUGUCACCUUUGCCUGUAGUUCAUGUGAUCGGACUUUGUACCUAUUUACCGAUAAUAAGUCCGCAGCCAUCUUGUUUGAAAACUAGAGGCAGAAACUGAAACAAUUCCGUGCUGCAAGGUUGUGUCUGCUGGGCUUAUACAAAAAGACUACAUUUGGGCAACUGCACUGAGACAAGAAGAAGCAAGAUGAAAGAGGAGAAGCCUGUUUAACCAAAGCAAGUGUUGAACGGCAUCUGACCAUGUAUUUUAUUUGCUAUGCAGAUUGUAAUGACUCGUUAAUAAUAUGGAUUCCGUACAUCCCGUCUUCUCACAAACUUAUUUUUUGCUUCUACCCUUAGGGUUCUCUCUAGGUGGUUUCCAGUAAGUGCAGGCCUGUAUCUAGGUGUUAAAUCCCUGUCAGACCAGCAGCUGAGGCUGCUUUAAUACUAGGAGAGCCACAGUCACCAAUAAGUAGCGCUGUGUACUCCUUGCUAGUGGCAGGACCGGUGUUGGGAGAGAAGCCGAGUGACACAGCAGCAGCAGGAGGAGUAAUGGUGGAGUGGUAGAGAUAAUAACAAUACCUGGGCAAGCAGAAUUGGAGGCGUCAAGGACCUGAAUCCAAGAGGUACUUGCAGCGUGCAUGAGUCCAGGCCAAAAGAUAAUGAGACCCUUGGAGCUAUUAUUGAGAAACUGCUGAAAUGCUGAACGGAAGUUAAUACUGAUGUACCACAAGAAAAUUGAAAAAAGGUGUGGUGUAUUGGCCCUGGCUGACAGCCCAGCACCCACACAGCUGCUCCCUCGCCUCCUCCGCAGUGAGAUGGGGGAGGAAAUAGGAGGAACAGGAGUGAGAAGACUUGCGGCUUGAAAUAAAGACAAGGAAGCCCCUUACCAGUAACUGUCAUGGGCAAAAUGAUGUGGAGAAUUUAGCUUAGCAUAUUGCCAGGAAGAAGAUGGAAGUCCUUUUACUUCUCAUAAUUUGCCAGUGUGCCAUAAACAGUGUCAAAACACACAGUACUUCAAAUCCCAAUGUCAUUUUACUGAUGGCUGAUGAUCUUGGUAUUGGAGACCUGGGAUGUUACGGGAACAGAACCUUAAGAACCCCUAAUAUUGACAGGCUAGCAGAGGAAGGAGUGACACUUACUCAGCAUAUAGCGGCGUCCCCACUUUGUACUCCAAGCAGGGCAGCUUUCCUGACAGGGCGAUAUCCUAUCAGAUCAGGAAUGGCUGCCUUCUCACGAGUUGGUGUCUUCUUGUUUUCUGCCUCUUCUGGGGGACUUCCUUCUGAAGAAAUAACUUUUACCAAACUCUUGAAGCAGAGAGGUUAUGCAACAGCUCUAAUAGGGAAGUGGCAUCUUGGGAUGAACUGUGAAAGCAGUAAUGACUUCUGUCACCACCCCCUCAGUCAUGGAUUUGAUUACUUUUACGGGCUUACCGUGACCAAUUUUAGAGACUGCAAACCUGGCCAAGGCAGUGUAUUUUUAAAAGGGGUUCAGAAAACUCUUGUCAUCCCUGUCCAGAUUGCUGGAAUCACCCUGGUCUCCUUGGCAAUAGUGCAGUACAUUGGCCUUCUCAAAGUACCUUUCCAAGCCUUGAGUUACUGCUUGUUAAUAACCGCUAUUUCAUUUGCGGUUUUGUUUUUUUUCUUUUAUCAUUUUCGACACCUGAACUGCUUCUUAAUGAGGGACCAUCAGAUUAUCCAGCAACCACUAUCCUAUGAGAACCUUACUCAGAGACUGACAAAAGAAGCCAUGCAGUUUAUAAGCAGGAACAGUGAUGCACCAUUUCUUCUUGUCCUGUCUUAUCUUCACGUCCAUACUGCUCUAUAUGCUUCAAAAAAUUUUAGAGGAAAGAGCAAGCAUGGUUUAUAUGGAGAUGCAGUGGAGGAAAUGGACUGGAGUGUAGGGCAGAUUCUGGAUAUGCUGGAGAAAUAUAAUCUGAGUGAUAAAACCCUUGUAUACUUUACAUCUGACCAAGGGGCUCAUGUUGAAGAAAUCUCCAGUUCUGGAGAAGUCCAUGGAGGAUACAAUGGCAUAUAUAAAGGUGGAAAAUCAACGAACUGGGAAGGAGGUAUUCGUGUGCCAGGGCUUCUCCGUUGGCCUGGAGUGAUACAGGCUGGUGCCUAUAUAGAUGAGCCAACAAGCAACAUGGAUGUAUUUCCUACCGUAGUCAAACUUGCUGAGGCACAGUUACCCUCUGACAGAAUUAUUGAUGGACAUGAUCUGAUGCCCUUACUUCAAGGAAAAGUUACCCGAUCCAAGCAUGAAUUUCUCUUCCAUUACUGUAAUGCAUAUUUAAAUGCAGUGCGCUGGCAUCCAGGAAACAGUGAAUCUGUCUGGAAAGUCUUCUUCUUCACUCCGAACUUCAGUCCUGAAAACUCCAAUGGUUGCUAUGAUUCUCACGUUUGCUUCUGCCAUGGAGGUUUCAUCACACAACAUGAUCCCCCACUGCUCUUCGAUCUUUCCAGAGACCCUGAAGAGAAAGUCCCACUGACUCCAGAAACAGAGAGCCGUUUCUAUGAUAUCCUCAGGGUGAUACACCUAGCAGUAGACAACCACACCAGAUCCCUGCAUGCUGUCCCUGACCAGCUGUCAUGGGACAAUCUUCUCUGGAAGCCGUGGCUCCAGCCAUGCUGCUCAUCUCUCCUUCAGUCUUGCUACUGUGACUACGACUCAGAAGGGAGCCUGCUGGAGGUACAUUUGGGAUAAACAAGCUGUGAUUCCCUUGCAGAAACUGGAACAAGAGAGUGUGGGCAGCUGACUUGAACCACUGUGGUACUAGCCUUCAGAAGGUUUUGUUGUGUAGGAGGACCUGUCUUUAAAUAAUGCAUCAUUGCAGUAGGAGAGAAUUUCAGUCAAGAAAAUGUGCCAAAAGAAGGAGGGCAAGAUGCACCUUUUCUGUCUUUAUAAAACAAGAACCAGUAUGAAGCACAUGUUGCCAUCCUCAGCUACAAAUUGACAGGCUGUAGGCAUUUUCUAGAUGAGAUAAUUUUCUAGAUCUUCAGCUUUCUUACACAGCAAGGAUUUUACCUAUAUUUUCUGUCAAAUACAACCACUAAAUGUACACUUUCCUGUCAUUUUCAGUAAAAAUUAUCCACAAUCAGUAGGACAUUGCACCAGGUAAUUAAAAAUAGAGAGAUAAUACUGUAGAGGUCCACCUGAAACUAUAAUUUAGUUACAUAAAGAGCAGACUUAUCAAAUCGUCUCUGUCAACAAGCAUCAUGGAUGUGAUAUAAUAAACAGAUUGCCAACAAUAUGAAUUUUAUGUGCCAUAAAAAUAUAGAGAGCUUUGUAGUGGAAGACCUUGCAUUCACAUUAAAAUGGUGCUCCCAUAGCUAAUGUCCUAUUGCGUGGCAUCAACCUUUGUUUAAGAAGGAAACCACUUCAAAUGCACCAGUCAUAAACCCAAAAACCCUACAAAUCCUUCAGUCCCUGAUAUAGACACACGUCAUAGCCCAGUUGAUAAAAUGGGCUCAUAGCCCAGUUGAUAAAAUGAAAGAUUUGGACCAUACUUGAUCUACCGUUUCCUGAGAAUAAACUUGGGCUUGAACACUUAAAGCCAAAAUAGCUGUCUCUGAGUUCUUAGCAAGGCCUUGGGAAAUCUGCAGUACUUCAGGGCUAAUUUCUGUAUUCAGGAACAUUUUCUUUCCACUCUGCAAGCAGGCAAAUUAUUUUCUUUGGCAGAUUUUACCAGAGGAAAACAUAUCAGAAAAGAAGUAAAAUGAUUUGAUGCCUGAUAAUAGAAGGUGACUUGCUCCUUAUCAGAAAACACUAGUUAAUUCCAAAAUUAUAACACAUUAAAAUCUGUUUGGUGGUAUUAGCACUUCACUAGUGCAAAAGUGAUCUGUGAUGAUAGUAAUGCAGUUGCUUCAGUCAGCCAACAUUAAGGUUGUGACCUGGUUCUUGGGAACUAUUGAAGCCUGUCCUAUAAAAAUAUAUUGUGAUAUAUGGUAUAUUUCUCUGUCUGUAAAACUUAGGCUUUAUUUGAUUUUUGUGCCACAGUUUCAUUCAAAAUUUCAUUCUCAGCAAUAUCCAGAUAUCUGUCCUGGGAAAUGUUGUACUCUUUCCUUGAAGUUGUAUGUUUGAUGUUUCACCUUGUGUUCAUGAUUGUGUAUCUUAAGUACGUGCUCUGCAAGCUCUCUGUAGGUAGCAAAGUCCUGUGUGUGCUGAUAAAGUUAGUCUGUUUGGGUAUUUCCCUGAUAACUACUCAAGAUGGUUUGUAUCAUACCUGGAAAGCAGUCAGAUGUCUAUUCAUGUGGCAUAAUUCCUUCUUUGCUUUAUUUAACCACUGAAUGUACUACAUACACAAAUUUAGGAAGAAGGAUGCCUGCAGUUUGAAUACAAGUACUCUUCUGCAGUGCUCAGUAUCUGCCUCUUGACAUCACGUCAGGAUCCAGAUAUCCCAAAUUUUUGUUCCUUACCAUGUGUCCCAAGAACCUUUUGUGGCAUGGCGCUGGUUCCUGUGUUCCUCCCCCUGCAGUGGGUGGGAUGACUGGGCUGUGACCAGGGAGCCUCUGCCCCAGCACUGAGCACCACGGCAAGGGGGGAUGCUCUCUCCAACUCCUGCAGCUCUCAUGGAUCUCAAUUUAUAUUCUCAAGGACAUCCACAUCUACUUCUUUUCACUGCGAAGUUGCUAUGUUGCUAUUAUUUCUUUCUGCAGGUGCAAGAAUUGUUUGUUCUGUUAGGCACAGCAGCUGUUCUGUGCUGCCUGACUGAGGUAUCAAAAAUCAUAAUUUUUCUACUGCUCUGAUUUUUUCUUGCCUCCUUGGCUUUUGGUGCCAUCUCUCUAAUCUCCUUUUUUAAAAGGUCCACAUUCCUCAAAUUUUUUCCACAUAUUUCUUUGCCACUCAGUCCUCCCAUUUGCUCAUAAUGAUUGUGAUGGCUAUUUUGCUUUAAUCAAUCAGAAAAUGAAAAGUGGUCUUUGUGAAAAGAUUUGAAUUUUGGGGCUCCUUGACUCUGCUAACCUCCUACUUAUUUAAGGUCUGGCAAGGAUUAACUUUUCAUUACAAAAGCUAAGAAUUAAAAACACACCCAAGACACCCUGAAUAAUAAAAGUUAUUUCUUGCUUGUGGCACAAGCUUCAUAUUUUCCAAAACACAAUUUAGUACAACAUUUAAUACAACAUUUUGACUUAAGCAGUAAAAUCUGAAAUCCGUGUUUACAAUUGUUCCUUUAAGAAAGAUUGUAUUAAACUAGGUCAGUAUUUUUCAUACUCUAGGUAAAUGCUAUUUCAUUUAAUGCCUAAAAUAAACCUUCCUUGUAUUGCAAAUGUAUUAUACCUUUCAGUACUGUACCUUCUGUUCUGGAGAUGGCAUGUCAGAUCAUGGUAACUAAAGUAGUCUUGUUUACCUGAAAAAUAAACUAAGAAGCACAAUCUA